GCUGGAGGCAUUUUGCAGGCCGCGUAGCGGCGCAACACAAGGCGCAUUGGACCGCCGCAAUCGCCAGGCAGCCGUCCAGGCGAAAACGCACGCCCUAAGGCUGCCGCACCCAAGAUGUUGAUAUUGGGGCUGCUGCUGCUCGCACAAGCACGAGCCUACACGAAUGACAACGACGACGCCUGGAUCAACGCGCCGCGCUCGGGCAGCAUCCUUACCAGUGAGCGCGUCGACGUGGCCCUCGCGCUGCGGCCCAGCGCAGACACGACGCAACGCGUCGCGUGUCUGAGCACGGAGCAGUUAGAUGUUGACAAUCCAUCGACGACUCGCGACUGUUUUGAUGUCACGGUCGAGGGGAACACCACAAAAAUCUUGGAAGCGGGCGCGUCGGUCGUCCUGCGGCCGCGCGGGCACUGGUUCAAGGUCGAGCUCGAGAUGUCCGGGUCGGCCUUCGCGGUGGCCGUCUACGUGGCAACGCCUACCUCCAUAGAGAAGACGCCCGUGGGGCUGGCCUGGGACUGGGGCGGUGGUAUUGGAUGGGGCGUCGCGGGCUUGCACAUCGCGCUCGCGCUCGCGGGAGACGAAAGGAUUUUACCCGUGCCGCUCGGGCGGGCGCACCUCUUCGAGGCUUCGGAGGCGCAGCGGUCUUUAUUGAAACCGUCGCUCGACGCCGCGGCAUUGUUAAAUGCCACGGACCGCUACGACGACCAGUCCAUCUCGACCGGAGACCCGUUGCCGUUUCCGGUGGUGCACGCGCUAGGGAGGUGGGGCGUCAACGGCUCGCUCAACUCCAUGGACGCGGGCUGCUGGUCCUCGGUGAGAAACGUGGGCAUCCUCUUCGCGGAGACCGAACACUGGCCUUCAUCGGAUUUGGAGGGGUUGCGGCGGUACGACGAGGUGCUGGUCGGGAGCACGUGGCUCGGCGAGGCCCUCCUUCGGAAGGGGGAGCCGCUGCCGCCGAUCCGCGUCUUCGUGCAGGGCGUGUCAAGCGGCUUCGGGCCGUCAUCAGCCAUCAUCAGACAUGCAGGGGAUAGGUUCCGCGUCUUCAGUGGCGGGAAGCUCGAGUGGCGCAAGGGGCAGGACAUUGUCGUCGAGGCGUUCAAGCGGUUUAGUCAUAAGCAUCCACGAGCGAACGCGCAAUUAGUGUGUGCCUGGAGCAACUCGUGGCGCCAGACGACCCUAACGAUGCUGAACGCGACGCACACGGUCGGCGUGCCUCGGGCGACGCCGCGGCAGGCGCUCGAGGAGGUCACCCCGGGGCCGCUGCCCAAGUCGGAUCAGGACCACGAGGACGAGCGCCACGCGCUGACGGAUUGGUUGGUGGAAAACGGCGUCCGCCGGGAGGCCAUUGCUGCGUUCCCACCGUUACAACACGGCGACGUGCCCGGGAUCCUGAGGAAGGUCGACGCCGCGCUCUUCCCGAACCGGUGCGAGGGCGGCACGAACCUCGUCGCGAUGGAGGCGUUAGCGAUGGGCGUGCCGACGAUCCUGGCGGACGGGACGGGCCAGCGCGACACGGUCCACUUGGCGGGCGGCGGGUGCUGGCCGCUGGCGGCCGCGCCCGCGACGGGCGGGCCGCCGGACGCGGCCGGCGUCGAGGUCGACGUCGAGCAGGCGACGGCUGCCUUGGAGGCGAUUUAUCUGGACGCGGCGGGCGCGCGGCGGCGGGCGCUCGAGGGCGCCGGGCGCCUGCGCGCGUGGACGUGGGGCCGCGCGGUCGCGGUGAUCGUCGAGGCCGUCCUCGGCUCCUCCUGAGGAGUUUGUUGUUGUGUAAGUUGUCGUUUUUAUUUGGUUUUCUUUUUUGCUUUGCUUAGCUCAAGUAGAGCUAGGCGGCCAAGCGCGACCGACGCGGGGUCUGCGUGACCGCGCCCCCGGCCCUCCUACGCCGUCGCCCCACCACGGACGGACUCCGGACUCGUCCGGCGAGGCCUGGAUACGCCCGGACGCGCCCGGCUAGCGGCCCGCCCGCCCGCCCGCCUGCCAAGGGCUGAGAAAUCUGUCACGCUGCCCGCGCCGUACACGCGAACAGCACGCUAUUAGAGCGAAAGGGCUGCGUAACGCGAGCUCACUCAUCGAGAUCCGUCCACUAAACAGCGCGCGCGCAUAGAUAGGACGCGCGGGCAGCCUUCCUGGGCCCAGCACCACCCAUACUGCUGCACGCAGACGACGCGACGAUGGCCGCCGAGGAGAAGAGUGAUGCAGCUGUUAUGAAGGACCAGGCCCGCUUCGACGAGCUCAUGGCCCACGCGCCGGACAACGACGCGCUCCGGGCGUCGCUCACGAAAUUGUGGAGUGCGCCGCCGCUCGAGCCGAUGAAAAGAGCGUUCGCACAAUGCGACAGCGAGGACGAGGCGAGGAGGAUCCUCUUCUUUCCUGAGGAAAAAGAUGGGGAGGCCUACGCGUGUAUAGUAAAACACCCGCGCGACGGACUGCCCCACGCCGCGCGGCCCGCGCUCGGCCUCAUGUUCAUGCUCCACCACAAGUCGGACUUCCACAGAGUUUUUGCGGUGCAUGGAGGCCUCGAAGGCCUCGCGUCGAGACUGCAGGAGGAGGACCAGCACGUCCGCGCGCACGCCGUCGAGAUCUUUUUGAGGGUCACCGGCGACGAAGCGCUGAAGUGGUACGUGGCACCCUCGACCGACGACGAGGUGAAGAUGCACCGCUCUCUACUAGAUCUGGGGGAUCGGAUGAUCCCUGAUUUAGUCGCCAAUUCGCGCGACUCGUACCCAGGGGGCGAAAAGGCGUGCCUCGACUUGCUCGCCUUCUGGCUGGGCUGGGCGCGGCAGAUGCACUGCGAGACGCACGUUUUAAAUCCCUCUCGACUAUUAAUCGAAGCGUUGUCCGACUGGGUGUUGCGGGCGGAGCGGCGCGGCGACGCCGACGAAUCGGGUCUGGCGAAGCGAUUGUUCGACGACUUCUCGCGGUGCGACCCUUGUAGUGGCACGGGCUGGGUCGGCGGUACGGUCCUGUGCAAGGCCACUGAUGAUGACGUGAUUGAGAUGAGUGGAGGCUUCGACCUCGAUUCCAAACCCAAGAAAGCAGUAAAGCCGAUGCCGCCGCCGCCGCCGCCGCGCAAGAUCGAGGUGAAACCUAGACAAGCCGGAAAUCAGGCCUUCGCCGCCGGCGACUUCGAGAAGGCCCUUCAGCACUACGACGCGGCAUUAACCGAGGAGAAUGAAACAGCGGUGUCGACGCUGCAGUGCAACCGAGCAACUUGUUUGGUCAAGCUGGCGGCGCGCGACGUGAGUGAUGAUGUAAAGAACAAGGCGUGGUUGCAAAGAGCGGAGGAGGCCUGCGACGCGGCGUUGGACGCGGACCCGCGCAACUCGAAAGCUAGAUAUAGGCUCGCCCAGACUUUGGCCGCCCUCGGCGACGAGAGGCUGGGCGAGGCUAUAUCCGCGGCACGUAGUGCAAGGCGAGCCAUCAUCGACGAAAAGGCCGGAGACGCGCAGCGGGGCGCCGUCGCGGACUUGCUGCUGGCGCUGUUGGAUCGGGACAAGGCCACGAAUGAUAGGACGUCUCGGAUUGCGAGGGGCCUACUACGCGCUCGAAGGGGCGGAAAAGGGCAUGAGAUGACGCGGGGCUGGAAGAAGCCUGGAUCGGAAAACAAAAAGAAAGCUGCCGUGCAAAAAGGCUUCAUGGACCCGAAGCCCCGCGACUACGCAUCUAGUGAUGAUGAGCUUGUUGUGGAGGACGUGACGAAAACACCUGCUACGGAAGAGGACGCGUCCGAUAGCGAUGAAGCUCCGACAGCCGUGGUCGACGCCACGGCCGAUAGUGACGACGACGAGCUCAUGGCCGUGCGCAAGGCCGAAGAUGACCAACGGAAGGCGCGGCGGAAGGCCCGGAUUGUUGCGAAGGAGAACAAGAAAGCUUCUGAAAAGCCUUCUGAAAAAGCCGCGCGCAAGGCGGCGCGCGUCCAGCGCAUCCUGAAGAUGAGUAUGAGCUGA
Molecule: messenger RNA, 3947 nt
Organism: Pelagomonas calceolata
Lineage: Eukaryota; Pelagophyceae; Pelagomonadales; Pelagomonadaceae
Source: the annotation of a GenBank genome assembly